Molecule: messenger RNA, 1021 nt
Organism: Sorghum bicolor (sorghum)
Lineage: Eukaryota; Viridiplantae; Streptophyta; Magnoliopsida; Poales; Poaceae
Exons: 6
Coding region: 108-656 (182 amino acids)
Source: RefSeq, a predicted model, not a curated record
UAACGGCUCGUCGGCCCUCCACGGAAGACGCGAACCCAGAAAAAUCUCACGAAUUCUCUCGUGGCCGCGGCGACCGGAAGAAGACAACGACGACGGAGGCGGCGGCGAUGGCGUGCCGCGCACUGGCCCUCCGCUCCCUGCUCCUCCCCGAACCGCUCCACCGCCUCCCGGCCGCGGUGCCGCCUGUUGGGAGGGCGCCCCGUGGCGGCCGCCGUCCGCAUCUCCGCUGCUGCUCCGGCGGCGGCGGCGGGGACCCCGGGCAGCCGCCGCAAGAAGCUGUGCUCGAGGCCAUAUCCAAGAUCGCAAGGUCUAAAGGAAGGGUUGCACUCACAACAAAUAUGGUCAUGGGUGGUACUGUGACGGAUGAUGCAAGUGAUGAAUGGCUUGUUCUGGAUCAGAAGGUAAAUUCCUACCCCACAGAUAGAGGAUUUACGGCAAUUGGCACUGGAGGUGAUGAUUUUGUCCAGUCAAUGGUAGUUGCUGUUGAAUCUGUUCUUCAAGAAUCCAUUCCCAAGGGCCGGGUAUCUCAGAAAUUAUCUUCAAGAGGAAAAUAUGUUUCUGUAAACAUUGGGCCAAUUCGUGUUGUUUCUAGUGAGCAGGUCCAAGCUGUGUAUCGUGCCAUGAGAAGAGAUAACAGGAUGAAAUACUUCUUAUGAAUUGCAGUUGCAUGUCCUGCAUGUUCCCUAGUCCAUUCCAUCUUUUAACAUAAGGAGUCCUACAAUGCAUUUUCGCCAUAUUUGGAAUGCAGGCUGGACUUCUGGUGAAUUCCAAAAGGAAAUGGGAAGACUUCUAUGUGCCAUUCAAGCCCAAACUGAUGCUUCUCAAAUAAUCUGCUACAAAACAAUUUGUUGGGUUCAGUUACGUUAUGUAGUGCAGCGGGCGUAUAUAGCUACUAUGUAUGUUAAAGAUGUAUUUUAGUAUUUCAUAUUAGAUGCGUUUUGCUAUUUUAUAAACAAACAGUAUGAACAGCAGUAUAAGUGUUCCUAAAUUAUCGAUGUGUCUUCAAACUUUCAUGCUGCCA